Molecule: messenger RNA, 407 nt
Organism: Notothenia coriiceps (black rockcod)
Lineage: Eukaryota; Metazoa; Chordata; Actinopteri; Perciformes; Nototheniidae
Product: DNA helicase MCM9-like
Exons: 2
Biological process (GO): double-strand break repair via homologous recombination
Cellular component (GO): MCM complex; nucleus
Molecular function (GO): ATP binding; single-stranded DNA helicase activity; single-stranded DNA binding
Source: RefSeq, a predicted model, not a curated record
CAUAGUGUGUAAGCUGAACACUCGGACCAGCAUCCUGGCAGCGACCAACCCUAAGGGGCGCUACGACCCCAACGAGCCGCUGUCAGUGAACGUGGCGCUGGCCAGCCCGCUGCUCAGCCGCUUCGACCUGGUGCUGGUUCUGCUGGACACCAGGAACCCAGAGUGGGACCGCGUCAUCUCCUCUUUCAUUCUGGAGGAGAAAGGUGUUCCUGCUGAGGGGGCCACUCUGUGGUCCAUGGAGAAGAUCAAGGCUUAUUUCUGUGUGAUUAAGCGCUUACAGCCACAGAUGUCCGAGGACGCUAACAUCAUCCUGACGCGUUACUACCAGCUGCAGAGACAGAGCGACGGCCGCAACGCCGCUCGCACCACCAUUCGCAUGCUGGAGAGCCUCAGCAGGCUGGCAGAAG